AUGGUCAAUGCGUGCAAGGCCAGCACGUCCCUGCUGGACAUCGCAGCGGUCCGGCUGCGCCUCUUUUCCUCUAGAGAUGCCUGUGCUCUCUCCCUAGCGCGAAACCCGAGUCCCGAGUUGCCGCCCUUCUGGCUGCUGAUCAAGCUGUUUAUCGCUGUUCUCCUGCAUGGACGCACCGUGGUGAACACCGUGCGGGUGACCUUCCUGUCCCUGCUGAGCGCCGCCUGCCGGCUCCAGGCAGACCUUCUCCUGCCAGUGCCAGAACUCGGCCACCAGGCUGGACGCGGUGUGGGGUGCCAGGGCCUCAUGCUUCGCUUCCAGGGGGCCUUACGCCAGGAGCUGGGCCUCAACCAGAUGGCAGUGGCCGGGCUUCGGGACCCCCAGGACGAGUGCCAGGAGUCAGUAUCCUUUGAGGACGUGGCUGUGAUCUUCACCCGGGCCGAGUGGUCUCUGCUGAAUCCUGCCCAGAGGUGCCUGUACAGAGACGUGAUGCUGGAGGCCUGCAGGCACCUGGCCUUCGUGGAAUGCAAAGUGUGUGGGGAGACCUUCAGUGUCACCAACCUGCUGACGCGUCACAACAGGGAGCGCCAUGAGGAGAUGCCUUAUAUGUGUGAGCUCUGCGGGAAGGGCUCCUGCUACCCCACAUACCUGCAGGCUCAUGCCGAAAUCCAUGUUGACCUCAAGAGGCCCUUUAAGUGCCCUGAGUGCGCACAGAGGUUCCAGUAUCCCUGUAUGCUGCUCGACCACGGUAAAGUGCAUUCUGGGAUCAGGCCAUUCACCUGUGAGCCGUGUGGGGAAAGCUUCAGGACUCACUCGCAGCUGCUUAAGCACAGCCGGACCAAUACUAGGAAGAGGCCGUAUGACUGCGAAAAGUGUGGGAAGAGCUUCUGGACUCACUGUGUUCUGCGUGAGCACAGCCGGACUCACACUGGGGAGAGGUCAUAUGACUGCAAUCAGUGUGGGAAUAGCUUCAGGACUCGCUCAUGUCUACUUCGGCACAUUCGAACGCACACCAGGGAGAGACUGUAUGAGUGCGAGCAAUGUGGGAAAAGCUACGGGAGUCGAUCGGACCUACUUAAGCACAGCCGGACCCACACCGGGGAGAGGCCUUAUGCCUGCAAGCAGUGUGGGAAAAGCUUCGGGACUCGCUCGAACCUGCUUAAGCACAGCCGGACCCACACUGGGGAGAGGCCGUAUGCCUGCGAGCAGUGUGGGAAAAGCUUUAGUACUUGCUCGGGCCUGCAUAUUCACAGCCGGACCCACACCGGGGAGAGGCCAUAUGACUGCGAGCAGUGUGGGAAAAGCUUCAGUACUAGCUCAAACCUGUGUGAGCACAGCCGGACCCACAACAGGGAGAGGCCAUAUGCCUGCGAGCAAUGUGGGAAAAGCUUCGGGACUCGCUCAGACCUACUUAAGCACAGCCGGACCCAAACUGGGGAGAGGCCAUAUGCCUGCAAGCAGUGUGGGAAAAUCUUUAGUACUUGCUCGGGCCUGCAUAUUCACAGCCGGACCCACACUGGGGAGAGGCCGUAUGACUGCAAGCAGUGUGGGAAAAGCUUCAGUACUAGCUCAGCGGUGCGUAGGCACAGAUGGACCCACACUGGAAAGAGGCCUUAUGUCUGCCUGUAG
This is a messenger RNA of Sorex araneus (European shrew), 1629 nucleotides long. Its product is annotated as zinc finger protein OZF-like. Gene Ontology annotation, molecular function: DNA-binding transcription repressor activity, RNA polymerase II-specific. Bases 1 to 1629 code for a protein of 542 amino acids. The record is from RefSeq and is a predicted model, not a curated record. Gene Ontology annotation, biological process: negative regulation of transcription by RNA polymerase II. The transcript is spliced from 5 exons. Lineage: Eukaryota; Metazoa; Chordata; Mammalia; Eulipotyphla; Soricidae.